Messenger RNA from Didymodactylos carnosus, 1340 nucleotides. Lineage: Eukaryota; Metazoa; Rotifera; Eurotatoria; Philodinida; Philodinidae. The record is from the annotation of a GenBank genome assembly.
AUGGAUGCCGAUUUGGAAGAAGCUCUCAAAUUAGCGAAAGACAAAAGACGUAAAAUGCUAGAUCAUGACUUGCAAAGUCGUCGAAUGCAACGUAGUAGUGAUGAUAUAAUCGUAAACAAUGAUGCGGCUGAGUCAUCGUUAUCUUUUCUACCACAUGUCACCAACAAUGUUCCAUACGGAGUUUCUUUAUUAGAAUCUACAUUAUUGGUAGUACCAAUAUAUGAACAAAAUUUUGAUACUGAUUCGGAAUAUGAAUUAUUAAAAGUUGAACAUGAUUCAUCAAUGAGAGAUGAAAUCAACAGUGGUACUGAAGAAAAUCUAGAAAUAGAUGACGAAAAUAUUAUCGAUAAUAAUAUAGCUAUAAUGGUUCCAUUUCCAACAAAUGUAUCAGGUGAUAAUGAUAAUAGGCCAUCUAUUCCCCAACAACGUUUACAUAAUUAUACAAAUAUUUUAACAUUUGGUUAUUGUGAAGAUUUACUAACCGUUUUACGUAAUGCGCAUGUAUCUAAAUCCCAAUCAGAUCACAUUAUAAAAUUAAUUAAAUCUGCAUUACCCAUACCAAAUAAUCUUCCAAAUACCUUAAAAGGUAUUUUGUCUGAAACUAAUAUUAAUGAUAUUUUUACCAAACGAAGUGUAUGUACAGUAUGUCAAACGGAUUUACUUUAUACAGAAACAACAUGUCCAAAAUGUAUAUUGUCUGAUGUUAAGUCUAUUGCACAUGUUUAUGACACACAGUUAAAUGUAACAUUGUUAGCAAUGCUUACACGUUUAGCAUCUGAUAUUACAACAUAUAAACAGGAAAUAAUAAACAAUCAGAAUAAUGAUGACAAAAAUGAUAUACCAUUUAAUCGGCUAUAUCAGUCAUUACUACAAGCGAAUAAACAACGCAACUUUAUAAGUUUUUUGUGUCAUCUUGAUGGUGUAUCACUAUGCAAGUCUACAAAACUGAAGAUGUGGUUAUUCAGUUCGUCAUUAAUAGAAUUACCACCACAACUGAGAUAUCGCCGCUACAAUAUGCUGUUAUUAUCCGUAUGGAUUGGCUAUGUGGAGCCACAACCUAAAACGUGGCUUAGGCGUGCUAUAAGCACAUUGAGAAAUAUGAAAAGAACAGGUUUGUUUCUUAUGUUUUUGAGAAGCAAGUUUCUUUACGAGAAGGAUGAUCAUAAGCAAAAAAUGACUAUACUGCACAGUGGGCAAUUUUCUAUAGAGCAAACGGACAUGCACUUUUUUUCGUCGAAAAAUAUUUUAAAUCACUCCCCUCAACUCCCUGAGUAUACCAAAAAUUGAAAAAAUCGUUUUCGAUGAGAAAAGUUUUUUGUCGAAAAAAUUGAUUUUUUCAC